AGUGUCGCAAAACUGAAAAUGAACAAUUGGAAAAUAUAAUGCACAGAAUUUCAACUACUAUGGAAUCAUGCUUUUCAACGUGGCUAGAAUAUGUCGACAAACACCGGCAACUCUAUCCAGAACUGAACUAUUUUACAAUAGAACAACUUGUAAUACUACAAACCGAGUUCUGUAAGCUUCGUAAAAGCGAAGAACUUUCAAAAAUGAUAUAUCCAAUGCUUCAUGGCAUAAUACAGAACUGUAAACCAGGUGAUAUUAAAGAUGCUUUCUUAAGUUCUACAUCAGAAAUCAAUGGAGAUAAUGACAAAACAACAACAACCAUUAAAAACGAGAACGUGGGAGAAAUCUCCGCGGAAGAAAAGUUCAUGCGCGAUUUGAUUGAUCAAGGUUAUAAAAGACUGGUUCCAUUGGCAUUGAAGAAUUUUCCUGAAUUGAAUGUUUCUAAUGCAUUGAUUUGGUGUAUGGAAAAUGAAGAUAACAUUGAUGAAUUGGAGGAAACUGAAUCGUUAGAAACGACCGAAUAUGAUACUGAAGAAUCUCGAAACCUUGAAGGAAAUGGAACCGAUUCGCAAAAUCUUACAUCGAUGGUUGACGACAUGGACAGCCAGUUUGACAGAUGUGAAAAUAUGCUGAUAAAAUUCGAAGAGAUAUGGAAACAGUUUCUAGAAUCCAUUGAGAAUAAUUCCAAUAAUUUCAUCAGCUUAAAGCAAGUCGGAAUAUUACUUCGUCAUCUUGCAGAGAAAGAUCAGCGGAAAAUUAGCCGAUCUUUACCUAGAGGUUGUUCGGAAAUAUCACCUAAUCUUGUUGUAUGCAAAAAAGAAAAUAUAUGGUCUCAAACAUUAUCUCUUUACCUCUGUGAUACAACACAACCACUACCAUUGCAUGAUGAAAUUUUGACAUGUUCAGAAGACACAUCAAUUGAACAGGUGGACAUUUUUCUGAGACGAGCACUUUUCAACUCAUGUGGGAAGAUCCACACCAUCAUUAACGCAGACAAAAUGAGUUUUACACUUUGUGAAGGAAUUGAACAACGAUUAAUAAAGUAUCAGCGUGAUGUUCAUUCAGAUUACCGACUUGUAUUUAUAUGCGGAUCAGAUAGUGAGAACAGAUCUGUCUUGAUAUCAUCUCUUGACAAGUAUCGUAGAACAGUUUUCUUGAUGGACAAAGGCGAGCUUUCUACAUGCCUUCUUCAUAAACUUCAAAAUACAAGUAGUUCAGACACAAUUAAUCCUGCUGCAACUGUUGAUUUUGAAAAAUCCACUGUGCGUGUUGUAAAGUCCCGUCGGAGUGGUUGUGGAAAAACAUUGUAUGUAUUAAGAAAAGAAGAAGAACUUGAACAAACAAAUCAGACGAAUGUAACCCAAAGAGUGUCUUUACCUCUUCAUGAAAGAAAAGUGAAUUUCAAUUAUGUGACUUCCAAUCUGUUACAACAUAUUGCGGAACCAGACGAGCUUUGUGCAAAGAUUCUUCACAUUGAUAUCACAAACGAGGUCCAGUUUGGAAUAGACUAUCUUCUAUUUAAUCUGCUGAUACUCGGGAAACUUGUUGACAAGUCCGGAUAUGUUUGGCGAAAAAUGCCAACAGAUUUAUAUUUGAUUGAAACACUAGAACAAAGGAGCUCGGACAACGAAAAUGAAAGCUCAAUGUUACAGCUUCUUCCAUUCGUUGUAUGUAGAUCACCUAAAGAGUGUUUAGAUAUAUACAGAGGAAAUUACCCGGACGAUUACAAUGAAUACGACCAAUUGUUUGACCAAAAACUGUACGAAAUGGAAUUGUACCAAAAACCAUACGAGUGUCUGAAAAGCAUCGAUGAUGCAAAUGAUAAAAACUCAAAACUGCAUUGCAUUGAAACAAUGUUAAGACACUGUGGUGUUUCAAACCCGUCGUGGUCAGAAAUCCAUCACUUCGUAAAAUUUUUAAACACCCAGUUACUGGAUUUUUGCAACACAGAUUUUGUCAGUAAAGCUAUCGAAGAUACAUUGCCAGGUUUUCCUACGUUCGUCAAAAAGUUUCUUAUUCAGAUGUCAAGGGACUUCUCAAGUCGGUCUCUCAAUUUAAGCGAGGAAUCUUGUGAAAUCAGGGAAAACGAAAACGAACGAAAUGAUCUACGUGAUUAUGAGAUAAAAAGGACUUGGGAAAGCAGUCCACAUCCAUACCUUUUCUUCAAUGCUGAUAGCCACACAUUCACAUUUCUUGGAUUUUACAUCAACGAUUUCGGGGAUCUUGUUGAUAUUCACAGUAAUAAAUCACUUGAAAAACGUAUCAUGAACAGAACGUUGUUGAGAGCAUUGCUCCAAAAUGGCGUUCCUAUAAAGGAAGAUUUUGAUUCGUUACAAAGGAAAGACAAGAUUGAAAGAUUAUGCGGAGUAAUUGGAGUUGACAAAUGUGACCCACAGGUAUACGAUGAAACUUAUGAGUUGACGACAGAUAACUGUAAGAAAAUGCUUGCAGUAUACAUGCGAUUUAAGUGUGGCAUACCAGUCAUUAUAAUGGGUGAAACUGGUUGUGGAAAAACAAGAUUAGUAACAUUUUUGUGUGAAAUUAUGGUUCCAAGGAACAAGGAUACACAAGAACCAUUGACGACUAAUAUGAUAAUCAUGAAGGUUCACGGCGGUAUCACAAACGAGGAUAUCAAGUCAAAAGUUUGGAAUGCUGAAAGAAUAGCUGUUGAAAAUAUUGAAAAACAUGGAAAAAAUGUAUAUACAGUAUUGUUUUUUGAUGAAGCCAACACGACUGAAUCAAUCGGACUUAUCAAGGAAAUUAUGUGUGAUAAUACAAUGGAAGGGGAGCCUCUCAAUAUCUGUAAAAACCUGAAAUUUGUUGCAGCAUGCAAUCCUUACCGAAAACACCCAGAAGAAGUGAUCACAAAGCUUGAAAAAGCAGGUUUGGGCUACCAUGUAAAGGCGAUCCAAACAAAGGACAGGUUUGGCCGGAUACCAAUGAGACGUCUUGUUUAUCGUGUUCAACCUUGCCUCAGACUCGACUGUCUAGUUGACAGGGGAGAGAUCUUGAAGCUAUCAAACGCGAAUCUUGAUCCAUAUGACAAUUACUUUCAGCAAAAUGGUACAGUAAGCACCAGUGCACAAUUACCAAAUGAUGAGCAAUUGCUUGAAGUAAUUAGUUCAAUUUUGACCCAGUCACAAGAAUACAUGCGCAGUUUAAAGAACGAGUGCAGUUUUGUGUCACUUCGAGAUGCCGAUAGAGUUCUGCAAGUAAUGUGUUGGUUUUACAGUAUGAGUAAGGGUCGGCGAACAUUAUUUCAGCUUGCUGAUGGAAAGUUGAGGGAAAGGAAUCAAGAUCAGAAAUUGACUGACGUAACGAGGUCGCUGUUGCUUGCACUUGCUGUUUGCUACCAUUCCUCACUUAGCCAAAGGAACAAUUAUUGGAAAUAUAUAUCACAGUUUUUCCGUAUGCCAUGUGAGGUUUACGGUGGAUAUUUAGAUAUACUGGAAGAGAUUGAUCGUGUACAAGAAGUUUUUCUGGACUCUGUCAACCUGGAGGAUAACAGUAACAUUGCACGAAACCAUGCUUUAAAAGAAAACGUUUUCAUGAUGGUUGUCUGUAUUGAACUCCGAAUACCACUGUUUCUUGUUGGAAAACCAGGAAGCUCAAAAUCUCUAGCAAAGGUUAUCGUAACGGAUGCAAUGCAAGGGCGGGCAGCUUCAAAGCCUUUGUUCAAAGAGUUGAAACAAGUCCAAAUGGUUUCAUUCCAAUGUAGUCCAUUGUCGUCGCCAGAAGGCAUUAUAUCUACAUUUCGUCAAUGUGCAAGUUUUCAGCAGAACUACAAAGAUAAUUUAGAUACUUUUGUAUCAGUUGUCGUUCUGGAUGAAAUUGGUUUGGCAGAAGACAGCGAAAGGAUGCCCUUGAAAACGCUACAUCCACUUUUAGAGGACGGUUGUCAGGGAGACGAAAUUGUUGAACAGUACAAGAAGGUGGCCUUUAUAGGUAUAUCAAACUGGAGUCUAGAUCCAGCAAAAAUGAAUCGUGGUGUAUUUGUACAAAGACAAGUUCCUGAAUUAUUAGAGCUUGAAAAUACAGCAAGGGGACUUUGUGCAUCUACGACACAUUUGAAUAAUUUGCUUAUCAAACCACUUUCAUCUGGAUAUUUGGAAGUCUUUGAAAAAGCAUCCGAGGAGAAAAGGGAAUUUUUUGGCCUCAGAGAUUUUUACAGCCUGAUGAAAAUGAUAAACCAAAUUAUACUUUGUUCCAAGCACUCAUCUUUACCUACCUAUAUAAAACUGAGAUUUGCAGUUAGACGGAACUUCAGUGGACUAGAAAAUGUAGACACCUUUCAAAUAUUUCUUCGAAACCUGAAACAUUUUGAUGAUAAAAAAGAGCGUCAACGUGGAGAUCCGGAUGAUAGUUUUACAGGACUGUUGAAAUCCUGGAUAACAAAUGAAUACAGUGAAAGCCGGCAUUUACUUCUCUUGACCGAAAACUACAGCGCGAUCGCCAUGUUUGAGCAAGCAUUCCUAACAAAAACCAAAGUUCAGCCAAUUGUUAUUUUCGGAAGCAGUUUUAGACGUGAUCAAGAAUACACACAGAUUUGCAGGAACAUCAACAAAAUCAAGAUCUGCAUGGAGACUGGAAAAUUAGUUAUUCUUGUAAACUCGGAUAAUUUGUAUGAAAGUUUGUAUGACGCUCUGAACCAAUACUAUGUUUACUUUGGAGGAGAACGUUACGUUGAUUUAGGCCUUGGAACUCAUAGAGUGAAAUGUCCUGUCCAUAAAGAUUUCAAGUUGAUUGUUGUUGCGGAAAAACAAACCGUGUAUGAAAGAUUCCCUAUACCUUUGAUAAACAGACUGGAAAAACAUUGUCUGAUGUCGACAACUUUGUUGAAUGAACCUCAAAUUCAUUUAGCAAGAUCGUUAAAAGAAUGGGCUGAAGGUGUCACAAAACAAUCACUUACAUUGAGGCACAGUCCUACGGAAAAUGAUGUUGCAAAGGUUUUUAUCGGCUAUCAUCACGAUGUCUGCGCGACACUAGCACUUGAAACCUGGACAGAUGAAAUGAGUUUUGAAAAUAAUGAUCACUGGGAUGAGGCCAUCGACAAGUCGAAAGACAUUCUUUUGUGGUGUGCAGCACCCGAUGCAAUAUUGAGACUUUCAGAAGAGCGGGAUAAUAUGCAAGAUAUGUACUGGAACAAACAAUCACACGAAAGCCUGAAAGAAUAUCUUUCAUUUCAUUUUAAAAAAGGAGAUAAAGAUAGACUUUACGCACAAAUAACAACCCACUCGUCACUGUUGACAGCAUCAUACAAACACGCACUCAGAGAUGCAACCGGAAUACACCUCAACAGAAUUUUGAUUUUAGAAGCACUGCCAUCCUUUGACACAGAGCAACAAUUCAUUAGCAAGAUCAAAGGACACAUUAUAAGAUCACAGAAUGACGAGCCAGCUCUCAUCGUUGUUCAGUGUGAUUCCGGUGACAGAUACACAAAUUUGAUUGCAUGUGCAAAGUACGCAAUUUUAGAUGAAUGUACCAAGCUAACAUACAAAGCACCUGUCAGUAUCAUUUUUAUUGUACAAUUAACACCGAUGGAAAACAAAAACUUUCACAGUAUCCAGUGUGGUGACUGGCAGUCAGUUCAUAUAGACAAUCUCUACACUCCAGGAAUUGAAAUGCCAUCAAUAAAUGAUAUGCAAAGAAAUAGAAUGAGUGUUCUUAUUGCUAAGUCAAUAGAAGGCAGAAGCAACUUCUCACUUGAUCAGAAUGAGAUACCACAUGAACAAGACAAGUGUCUUAAUUUACGACUGUUGAUAGAACGUAGUCUGCAGAGAGCUGUGUCAUUAGUAAGGGACCCUGAAGGAAACAAACAUAGGUCUACUAAAAGAGUGUCUUUGAUACUGCUCAUAUUACAUGACAGUUCAAACAAAGAUUGUGAUGGCUUUGUCAGAGGAAUAAGUGAAUUAGUCCAGAAGAUCAUGGCUGACAAGGAGAACGAACCUUCGUCUACUACUCCAGAUAUGUGGCUCUCAAAAGAGGCCGCAUCAAUUGUGGCGAUUGAAAAAUUCGGAACAUUUAGGCGUGCAUGUAUUGAAGCGUUUGAUACACGGAUGUCGCCUAUUCUUGGUGGGCUGUUUGCAGCAUUAGAUACAAAUCACAACUUAAAUUUGCUGGAAUGUGGCGUUGGAACUUGGCAGCGGAAUCUGUGGAUAGCACUUAUAAACACAAAGGAAGUUAGUGAACAAUUGUUGACAAAAGUUCACACUGAGAGAGGGCUACAGUUUGAAGUGUAUGGCACUGGCUAUGGGGGUCGUUUGUUUCAAUGCAAAAUGCCGUUCUCAUGGAUCAUUCUGUCUACAUUUGAUGCAAUCUUACAGCAGCACAGUGUGCUUAUGCAAGAAAAUAAUGAACAAGAGAAACAGUUAGUGGAAAUACUUGGACAAAUGGAACUUAUCCAAGCCAUAGAUUCUGUUCCGAAAGAGGAUUUCUAUGGCGUCUUUGAAUCUUAUAUCACCGACUUUGUGCAAACAGUUUAUCCUGAAGAAAAGGACAGACAGCUUGUUUUCAUGUCAAUUAAGCAAAUGACACUUGGUCGGAUUACCUCCGACAAUACAUCUGUAACAGCCGCAUUUAUACUGGUCCACCAAGUUUACCAGGAAACAAAAACUAGAUUGAAUUACUAUCGGGACAUCAGCAAUGUAUGGUGUGGAUGUACAAAUGCUGUGAUGGCAUGUGAUAGCAAUUUUGAUGAUCCGGAUAAGAAUUUGGAAUUCCUUGGAUUAAGCACUCUUAUUGAACAUAUUUCACCUAAAAGCGAAACGGAAUGGUUUCAAUUAGACAGUAACAGGGACAAUUGGCUUGAACAGGUUCAAAGAUAUAGACAGGUUGUAAAUCAAACGUUAGCGUUUUGUCAAGACAAUAUGACAAACACCGCACUUGUUGCAAAGGAAAGAUCAAAGUGGAAUCGUAUAGUCGUAAUGCAGUUGUGUAUCGAAAACAAAAGUUUCCCAAAAGAAAUUUUCUCUAUACUAUGGAAGUUAUUAGAUAAAGAGGAUAUUGAUAUGAAAUGUAUCACACCGUUAAAAGAAAUCGAACGAUUUUUGAGAGCUUGCUUUAACAAAACGAAAAAUAUCUUAGUCAGGGCUGCAAAGAAAUGUGUUAAGUGUGGCACCAUCAUAGCUAGCGAGAGCGAUACAAUGAAAUGCAAGCAGUGUGAAGCUACUGCAUCAGUAGAGACAAUAGAUCAAGUUUUAUCAAAAAGAGAAACAGAAAAACCACAACCACAGGAGCAUGAUGAACAGCAAGCUGUAAUGGAAAGGAUUCGUGAAUAUCGUCAACGCUGUAAUCUAGUAUUGAUGGAUAUUGUGUCACAGCUUUGUUUCGCAGACAAUACUUCACCAAACUCAGAUGUAAUUGAAUGGUUAUUGUCGUAUUCAUUCAAAAGUGCGAUUGGUGAAGACCAACAAUUAUUAAAAGAAAAUGCAAAUGAAAAAGAAGAUAUUGGAGUAGAUUCAAAUAAAGUAUUCAAAGCAUUCCUAUUUAAGCACCUUUUGCGCUCAGGUGAAAAUGAAUUCAGGAAGCAUCUUGAAAAGUUUUUGAAGUCAAUAGUGAGGGAUGGGUCUCAGCCAAGAAAAUUGGAUGAUGUCAUCGUUUCACUUAUAUUUAGCAUAGAGGACAACCUGCUCGAAACCAUCAGUUCAAAUGAGAUUCGCAAUCUUGAACUUAUUGAAAAGUGUCUUGGAGACUCACUUCAUCUGCUUGAGCAAAAUGAAAUUUCUGUUGACCAAAUAUAUGGCAUAGCACAGGCACGAGCCGCUCUAACAGUAGCUGCAAGCUGCAUAGAGUUGGUUUUAACGCAAACUGUAGAACAUGAAAUCGAGAAAAUGGGUGGUAUCACAGCCGUACUUAAAAGGGCGGAGUCUUUAUGUAAACAGAGAACAUUAAUAUGGAAAUUCUUGCUGAAACACGUUGCACAAGAAUUCGGAACUGAUACUUUGCUGUCAGCCUGUAAAAGUUCGAAUCAUUUGGUGAAUUGGAUAGCAAUGGAUGCAAACGUCACAAGCACUGUUGAUAUGUACACAGCCUGUGGUGAGGAAUAUUGCACCAUAAAGUGUCUUCUACUGACAUCUUUAAUUGAAAGUGAACAGAGCAAAGUGCUUCCUUACAUUCAAUCGAGAGAAGAAAAUCAAACAUUAGUCGUAAUGUUCGAAUUGGCUGUCCAUAGGGAAUUUCUGCUUCACCAUCGCCUUAAAGGCACUGAAACAACAACAGAGGAACACAAACUUGUGGAAGAAAUCGCACUAGAGUUUAAACAGAGAUGUCAAAAACCUUCAUUCUUGGCAUUGGAUGAGAAUAUUCAUAUAAAAUAUAAUCUACAAGUCUCAGAAGGAACAGAUGCAGAUCGUGAUAUAAGCAUAAAAUGCAUUUUGUUCCACUGGCUCUGUGUUAUUAAACAUUUUAGCUGUUCUCGCAAGGGCGUCUUGAAACCUUUAUUCAAAUUAGCUCUUCAACCUGGAGAUUUAAAGGAUGUAUUCCUACCAUGUAUGCCAGAAGAUGAAUUAGCGACGAUAAGACAACAGUUGAUGGAUGAAGCCAACAGAGCCUUUUUCGGUGAAAGAACCAUGUAUUACAGAUGUGAGAACGGACACAGUUACGAGAUAGGACAGUGCGGACGUCCUUGGGUGAAAGCAAAAUGUUUAUGUGGAGCUGAUAUUGGUGGAAAGUCCCAUAAACUGCACAGUGGAAAUGAACCGGAUGAUGGAUCAGAUCGCUCACAGAAAGGCCAUUGCUUAGGUUAUCCUCAAGACCGUCAACCAGGAGCGGUGCCAGAACGAUCAUUGAGUGCUUUGCAAAACGCAUUGUUAAAGUGCUUACUCCAUUUGUCGAUGUAUUUAGGAUGCGGAAAUUCACAAAAUGAUGUUGCUUCUAUGGCUAAACAAGAACCCAAAUCGAUACGCAUUUUCGUAUGGGAUCAUAUCCUUAUUGAUUUUGAAGAUCUCAUGAGCGGUAUGUGUGAUGUUGCUUCUAUGGCUAAACAAGAACCCAAAUCGAUACGCAUUUUCGUAUGGGAUCAUAUCCUUAUUGAUUUUGAAGAUCUCAUGAGCGGUAUGUCGCUUAACAGAGACGAAGUCCUACUCUUAAUGCAUAGCUUGAUAGAUUCUAUUCUUAGAACAGGGAUACAAAGUGACUGCAUUGAGUCGUCUGAAGAAAAAUGGCCUGGGCAGUCGUUGCCGUUAUAUACAGAUGAACUUCGACUUACACUCACAGACUCAGAGUCUGACAAAAAAGACAAUAAUGAAGACAUAGAAGAUGACCAUGAGGAACAUGCAGCAGAUUUUCAUCCACAUACCACUAUGGUUACUGAUGAUGAUGAUGAUGAUAAUGAUAUUUAUGAUGGCGCUGCGACUGCUGCUGCUAAUGAUGAUGAUGAUGAUGAUGGUACAGGUAUGCAACACACCUUUUCUGUGCAACGCAUUGAAGAUGAAAGCGAUAGUGAAGAUGAGACACAGGCUGAAUGUUUUGGACAUAGUAAUGAUGAUCUUCUAAAAGAAGAACAACCUUGGGAAACUAAGCUUGGACGAGGCCGCUGGGAGGAAGAAUUUGCCAAACUAUUUCUUUCUCGUUUUUUAGAGGAAAGGAAAACCACUCUGAAUUUAGCCAAACAGCAUUUACAAGAAACCAGCACCACAGGCAUUUUGGCAGUGUUGAAUGAUAGACAAGCAGAUGACAAUAUGCAAGAAAACAAAGAAGACAGUAAAAUUUCUGACAAUCCCUUAGUUUGGAUUUAUCGAAAACCUGUCUCGGUUGAGCAUUUUAUACAGGCUUUUCAACGACAUUUGGAAACAUGUCAAUCAGGCGAAACGAAAUUUACUGUUCUUUUCAUGUUUUUAAAACAGAUACAGGCACUAGAAGCAUUGCGGUUUGUUCCGAGUAUUAUUCAACUGAACAAGAUGUUAAUACAACGAUACAAUAGAAAGAUAUACCAGUCAGAGGCAUCAGAAAUUACAAUUAAAAAAAUCAAAGAAGAUGUAUUUGCCGGUAAAGACACAAAAAUCCUUGAGGACAUGGUUGAAGCUUGGAAUACUGUCAGAAACGCUUUGAAAUACCACGACUUCACGACUGACAAAGGUAGAACAGCAAUACCUUUGGAAUGGGCAAAUAUGCGCUUUACAGAUGAAACAGAAUUGGCAUAUUUACUUCCUGCGAUGGAUGGGAAGGGCAUUUGUACCUUUGCUCUUUUGGACUUUCUAUUACGGCUUCAAAACGAGCUUAUAGAGACAUACAUAUCGUCAUUAAGCGGCCAAAUGAAGCAAGUAUUCUCGGUUGUCGAACCUCGUGAUAUAACAGCUGCUCAUUUGAUAAACUUCCAUCCAGAGAAAGAUCUACUACCGAUCAUUUUAGAAAACUGUACAAUGAGUUCCACACACAUCGUUAGUGAUGAGUAUGACUUUAAGGCGAUACAAAAACGUAUAAUAGACAGAUUUAUUUCGACAAAGUCAAAGGUUGCGUUUGACCGCCGUUUCAAGAUUGACCUUAUAGUUUACAGAUCAGAAAUGACCGACGCAAGUCAGCUUGACAUUUUGCACACCAAAAUUCCACAGGAGAGAUUAGAUCCUGGUGCUAAACUUGAUUUAUGUAACCAAGUACAAGACGUUCCAAGCCUAGGUCAACUACUUUCUCAACUGGAUAUUGCAAUUAACUUCCUAAAUAUAACGGGCGGUGAACCUGGCGAUUCUUUGCAUGAAUAUAUGCUUGGAAAGUUACAACUUAAAAGCACGAAGCUAUCAUCGAAGGUUUGUACUUUUUAA
Messenger RNA from Ruditapes philippinarum (Manila clam), 10754 nucleotides. Its product is annotated as E3 ubiquitin-protein ligase rnf213-alpha-like. NCBI's taxonomy places the organism in Eukaryota, Metazoa, Mollusca, Bivalvia, Venerida, Veneridae. Gene Ontology annotation, molecular function: ubiquitin-protein transferase activity; ATP hydrolysis activity. The record is from RefSeq and is a predicted model, not a curated record. The coding region runs from base 39 to 10754 and encodes 3571 amino acids. The transcript has 71 exons.